AUGUGGAACUUGUCACAGAUAAAAAUCACACAGCUUCAUACAUUGAAACACAAAUUUAUGUUGCCUUUGGUGUCAGACAAAUAAAGUUUCUAGUGAAUUCUAUUCAUAUUACAAACAUACAAGUUUAGGCUGAAAAGAUAUAUUCUUGUCAGUUAAAAUCCUGUUUACAGAGUGUGUUGUUGGGUUUUUAAAUGCAUGAACAGAACCUUAGCAGCAAAGGGAGACUGGCAUAUAAAUGCCAGGACUUGCAGUACUAGCUUCCCACCGCGCGGUGGCGCCCGAAGCAGCGUGGAGAAGCGGAAGGUGUUUUGUUUAUUGGAGACUACAUCCUGUUACUGCAGUUCUGAGUUCUCCAUCUGUUCCAUAGUUCAUCGCUGCAAAUACUACAACGCAACACUUCAUCCUAAAAACGCUUGGCGCAGUUCCGGUUCUGAUCCACCUACCUGGAGGUCCAGGUUACCGCAGGCCCGCCAGACCGUUUACAAAGUCUGUCCCGAACCGGAGAGUCCCCUCGAUCAUGGAGACUGAGAACCCUGGGAUAGCAGAGGGAAACGGACCUGCAGCCGAAUCCAACGAGCAUGACUACGCACACACCGCGGAUCCACCCGAACCUGAGCCGAGCAGCGCGCUACAACCCUCCGAACCUCCACAGCUGGAGCUUCCAGAACCCGCUCUUGGUGCAGAGGUGGACUGUCCCGGUGGGACCGAACAGGACGCUCAGACUGGAGAGGAGCCCGCUGUGAGCUGCGCUGAUGCGGCGCAGCGCGGCAGCCCGCGGCGGUCCAAACGGCCUGAGGACAGAAACUGCUGCUGCUGCAGGCGGUUGUUCCAGCGGCAGGGCCGCUCCUUCAACCGCAGGGCGGUGUACACCUUCACCACCACGGAGACUGUGCGUUGGGUCUUCCCGGACUCCGUGGUCCACGAAAAGUCCUUCCUGUGCGAGACCUGCGCCCAGAUCAUCAGGACCAAAGGCAAGCGCAGACAGAGCGGCAAGCGCUCGCUGUGGCUGAAGCCGCCAGAGGCGAGAAAGGGGAAGGACAAGCAGAUGUCGAGCCGCAGGAUGGGAAAGAAGAGCAAAGCUGCUCUGCUGGUCAGCAAGUCGAGCUACAAGGCCGCUUUCCAAAUGCUCUGGUCGUCCAAAGGUGCUCGGAAGCCCAUGAUGGAGUUCUGGAGAAAACAGCUGAAAAACGAGAUGAAGGUGCUGUCUCGGAAGGCGGACAGUCCCUUCCAUCAGAAGGUGUCUGGCAGGAAGCCACUGUCCUCCUUCCCCUGGAAGAGAUGUCUGAGUUGGGCCCAGGAAAAUGCUCCGCUCGUCACCGCCUGCUUGAACUCCAUGUUUCCAGACAUCAACACCCUCUACAAAAGCAGCCACCAGCUGACGGAGGAGCAGGCCGUCACGCUGCUGGAGCGCCGCACUGUGGUGGCGCUCUCCAUCCCGCUCUUCACCAGAAACAUCUGGAGGAACAACUUCCUGCAGGCGGCUCUGGGGGCGGAGCUACGGCUGCAGGGCUGCUCAGGCUCCGCCCUCGACACCUUGAACACCAUGGGGCUGUGUCAGAACAAAGACACCGUCCGGUUGCUGCUGCACCGGCUGCGGAACGGCAAAGACAUGGACGGGGAUCAGGGUUUGAUGCUGAAACACGAGCAAAUAAAGGAUGAUAUGGAACAAGAGACGACAGAUGAGGAUGAAGAUGAGGAGGAUGAGGAAGAAGAAGAGGAGGAGGAGAACGACGACGAGGAGCAGGAAGACGAAAUGAUGGUGGCGGUGGAGGAAGAAGUGGAACAAGAAGAAGUUCAGGACGGACUGCAGGAGGAAGAGGAGGAUCCAGCUGUGAUGGAAAAAGAGGAGAGGAGGAGGAGAAGGAAGAAGGCGAAGAAGCAGAGGAGGGAGGAGAAGCGGAAGGAGAGGAGAGUGAAGCGGAAGGAGAGAGAGGAGGAUGAGGAUGAAGAAGAGGAGGAUGAGUUGGAGCAGAAGAAGAGGAAGGUGGUGGUGGUGAGGCUCGGUUUGCUGAAGGGAACCUCAGAGGUGGGACGAUCCGACCUGUCGGCACCCUAAGACAAGUUAUGCCCCGCCCACAAACUCAACAGGCCACACCUUUUUAUGAAAACGCUGCACAGAGACCCCGCCCUCUUUAAUGGUUCAGAGGAAUCCUGGGAACUGUAGGAGGUCAGCAGCUGGAGGAAAACUGGAAUGUUUGGAUCCGAGGCUGAAAGCAGCCGAGAUGAUGAAGAUCUGAGGAUAAUCUCCGUUUUUCCACAUGAAGCUCUGAUCAUAUCUGAGCUGAAACAUCAUCGUUUUAGAAGAUCAGAGGAGAGUCUGGAUUCUUCUGUUGCUGACAGAUUUCUAACAUUUGUAACAUGUAAGGAGAAUAAAGAGCGAUGACUGUUAAACUGCAGGUUGAGCACUCUGUGGUGUUAUUUUGGGCUCCUCGGCGGGCCUCAGAACCACAGCUUUGCUCUGGUUUCUGCUUUCAGAGUCUUAGUGCCUUAUUCCCUCAGAAAUACAAGCAUGAGGGAAAGAUCUGAUCUCUGAAAGCUGGUUAGAAGGUUGUUCAAAGCUCGGAUUAAAUUGCCUCGUUCAUCACCGGGAGUCUAAAAUAGUUUCAGGGUUCCUACAGUCUGGAGAAAUAUGGAAAAGUAGGUAAAGCUAAAUAAGAGUCAGGAGGAAUAUUUUCAUUUCUAGAAUUACUCCCUUGUGUCUUUGCAUCCUUUACUUUCUCAUCUCCUACCUGCCUUCCUUCUGUUCUUUUUCAUUGUGUUCUUCUAUCCUUGUUCCCUACCUCCUUCUCAUGUUCUUCCUUCGCUCUUUUCAAAGUUCAGGGCCGGGCCGGGCCGGUUCUGGAAGAGGCCUUCUCUUCCAGGACAUCACCAACAGAGUUCCAGUAGAAAGGACCGGGGGACAAGUUUAAUUGGCUGAGAAGUUGAGCUCAAACACGAAAAGAUAAAACUCGUAGUGUCAGACUGUAACCAUGGUAACACAACAAUUAAGCAAUAAAGAUUAUAGUUUGUUCUUCUACAAAGUGAACUUCCAAAUUCCUUUAAAACGUAAAUUUAAAUAUUAAACAGUUGAUCUAUUCUGUCAAAUCAAACUUAAUAUGCAAACUGCUGGGUUUCAUUUUAAUCAGUUGGAAUAAUAAACUGAACCUGACAUAAUUAAUUGGACCUGAGGAUUAAUUGGACCUGAGGAUUAAUUGGACCUGAGGAUUAAUUGGACCUGAGGAUUAAUUGGACCUGAGGAUUAAUUGGACCUGAGGAUUAAUUGGACCUGAGGAUCUGAAUGAUUUGACUGAUUUUCUAAAAGUCUUGAGACGACAUGUUGUGAAUCGGCGCUAUAUGAAUAAAACUGAAUUAAUAUUCUCAUUCUCAGUGAACAAAUAAAUAUUAGAUCUAUGGUUCAUGUUUAAAUUCAAACAUUUAUAGAAGGCCCCUGAUUAGUGUGCUUAUGCCUUGGGCCGGCCCGGCUCUUCCUAGAUUCCUCCCUUCCUCCUUCCCCUCUCCUCAGGUCUUCCUUCCUUCUUACAUAUUUAAAUCAUAUCUGCUGUGGAAAUAUUUACCAUGAAGUUUUAGUUUUUAUUUCAGGGUGAAAGCAGCAGACUGGGAAGUCUGGAAAGUUGAAUGUGGAACAUUCAGGAAAACAUGGAGAGAGUUUGAACCCUGCAGGAACUCCUUUAAUGUAAACGGACCGAUUUCAUUUGGAGACAUUUUUCUCUCAUCUUCGAAGAGACGGCUUCCCUCUGAGGUUUCCAGCACUCCCAGUUGGAGGUAGAUUGUUCAUCGUGUUCUGCUCCUUGUCGUGAUCCGACUGCAGUUUGGAGACCUUGCUGUCUCAAAGUGAAGCUCCUGAGCUCCCAGAAUCAGAACAAUGUUUGGAUCUUACUCUGACGUCUCAGUUGGGGGAGGCUGUUUUCAGUUUUAAGGGAUCUGAACAGGAUGUUGCCUUCAUGAACCCUGCAGAAGAUCCUGUUUGCAGAUUCAGUAUCUUUUGACGAGGAACCUCAGAAACCAGCAGGAACUUCAACUGAAGGACUUGCUUUGAAGAACUUUUAGAUUUAACUUUUCUUAAUGAUUUAUUGUAAUUUGCUUCCAAUUCUGAUUUCCCCACAUUUAUUUGAGAAUAAUUUUGGCUGUUAAAGCAAAUAUCAUCCAAUUUAAUCAGAUCCUGUUUUUAAAUGUUUUUUGCCUUUUUAACUCAGUUCAGAGGUUGGUGUCUCUUCAGCUUCUUCCCAUCAAGAUGCGCUUCUGUAUAUUUUGUUUGGUGGAGACAGAAAUAAUAUCAGCAUUUAUUAAAGAAAAUAAAAUUAUACUGACACACAUUUAA
Messenger RNA from Girardinichthys multiradiatus, 4318 nucleotides. RefSeq names its product ribosomal biogenesis protein LAS1L-like. The coding region runs from base 518 to 2056 and encodes 512 amino acids. Lineage: Eukaryota; Metazoa; Chordata; Actinopteri; Cyprinodontiformes; Goodeidae. The transcript has 5 exons. The record is from RefSeq and is a predicted model, not a curated record.